CGUACCAUUAUCAUAAGUCAAAAACUCACAAUUUUUCUCAUUUCAUCGGUCAGAACAUUUCAAUCCAAGAAGACGAGAAAAAAUGGGUUUCGGUGAUUAUCCAGCUGAAUACAAUCCGGCAAAGCAUGGACCAUACGAUCCAGCUCGUUUCUACGGAAAACCCGACACUCCAUUCAGCCAAUUAAAAUUGAGCGAACUUGGAAGCUGGUUCGGUCGCCGUAAUAAGACACCACAAGCCUUGGCUGGUGCAUGCAGUCGUUUGUUCUGGCGUUGGCAACACAAAUAUUGCCAAACAAAACGUGUUGGUGUCGCACCAUUUUUCCAAUUUGUUGCAGCCAAUAUGUUCAUUUUCUACGUUUUCAACUAUAACCGUCUCAAGCACCACGCAAACUACAAGUACCACUAAACAAAUCGUGCGCUCAUCAGCGUUCGUAGUAUUUCCAAUAAUGAUAAAUUGAAUUGCAACAACACAUUUAUUCAACGGAUCCACGGAUUUCAAAAAAAGUUUACUUCAGCAGCCUGUUCAAUAUCUUUCGGCAUAUAAGUUUAGUAAUAGCUCAUCCAAAAUUCAACUUAUGAUGAGAUUCAAAGUUGUCAACCAAAUCUAUGGAAAUUUAAAUAAAAAACAAUUAUCAAGUUCAACUUAAAAAACAAAAAAAUAUUUGCGAAACCAAGU
Sitodiplosis mosellana (orange wheat blossom midge) is the source of this 676-nucleotide messenger RNA. It is a transcript of the gene ATPsynF, whose product is annotated as putative ATP synthase subunit f, mitochondrial. The transcript is spliced from 3 exons. Gene Ontology annotation, biological process: proton motive force-driven mitochondrial ATP synthesis. Gene Ontology annotation, molecular function: proton-transporting ATP synthase activity, rotational mechanism. Bases 83 to 406 code for a protein of 107 amino acids. The record is from RefSeq and is a predicted model, not a curated record. Lineage: Eukaryota; Metazoa; Arthropoda; Insecta; Diptera; Cecidomyiidae.